AUGGCCGACAACAACCAUUGGUACUUGGUACCUCAACCCACCCGCCACAUCCUGACUGACGACAAAAUCUACCAAAGAUGCACUGCGAACUUGAGCAAUGGAUUCCUCGAUUUUCGUGGAUACUUUCGCGUUAUAUGCCUCUGGGGUGGGGAGGCACGCUUCAUUCAAGAAGAACACGUCACAGGCCAAUUGUUCAGGGCAUGGCGCAAGAACAACCCGGCCGCCCUCUUCGACUUCCGCCAGCGGGCCAUCAAAGCUGGCUACUGGGAUCCCAUUACAAACGAUCUCCGACGUACCAUCUUCUACUACGGGCAAUAUUUCCAGCGUGUCAGUUUAUACCAGGCCGUAGAGGUCUUUUCACACAACCCUCAGCCUGAACAUGCCAAAAAAGCACAUACUCUUCCCUUUGCGGAGAAGUGGCCUGCGUCUCGGGAACUGUGGACGGCCACCGGGGGACUUGGGCUGGGCCGCAAUCUUGAGACCACCAAAUCGGGCAUCGAUGACCGACCCCUUUUCGACGACGUCCACGCCAAUAUCUCUAGAUAUUUUGAAGGGACCAUCGACGGUGACCAAGCCUUGUCCGCUGUCUGCGAAACUUAUCGCUCCUUCCCGGAUGCCGUCAAAGUUUUGAGGGAAAAGUUGAAUUCUCCGGGACGAAUCGAUGCCCUCAUCAGUCUCCCUUCGUCUCCCGCUGCGUCAGCCGAAAGGGGCCAAAUCAGCUCCCUUUCUGUACAGACCCUUAUUUUUGAUGGAAAAGCGAUCAUGGCGCAUCCUGCGGUGCUAAACUUGAUUGCCGGCUUCAUUCGUAAACACAUUCUCGGCAACGAUUACGUUCUUCGGUCCGGCCGCAAGCUGGAGCUGGACCACAUCAUCGGAUUUCUCCAUUUUGGUAACCUUCUGUGUCACGACAUGGCUAUGCGCAACUCCUCUUCUCGGCUCGAGGUUUUCAAUUUGCUUCGAACGCCAGGAGUCGAGACAAUGGAGCAGCGCAACAGCCAAGACGAUAUUGACCGCGCCGCGGUCAUUACCGAAUGGAUUCAUGGCCGGUCCGUUGAAUGGUUGGCAUCGAAUAGACCAGAGGAGGAUGUUAUCAAAGAUCGAAUCAUGCUACUGAGGUUGACGAGAGCAACGGCUACCCAGAUUCGGUGAUACUAGGGCCAGGAUCAUCUCGAGCUUACUUUACUACUAUUGUAUGUUUACUUGGGUUCAGCGAAGCCUUUAGCCUAUGAAUGAGAAGCGCUUCUUGAAGUUGCAGAUUCUGCCCAGCCCACUUGCGUGUAUCCUGUUGGCAAUUGCAUGCUGGCCUAAG
Messenger RNA from Colletotrichum godetiae, 1309 nucleotides. RefSeq lists its product as uncharacterized. The record is from RefSeq and is a predicted model, not a curated record. Bases 1 to 1149 code for a protein of 382 amino acids. The transcript is spliced from 2 exons. Lineage: Eukaryota; Fungi; Ascomycota; Sordariomycetes; Glomerellales; Glomerellaceae.